GCCCUGUAGUAGACCGGUCUGCCUGCACCGGGAGCGAAUACUGCCGGGACAAGUAAACGACAAACAGCAGUCAUCGGGCUGUCAACCCAUGAUUUGGACUAACAUCUCCAGCGGAAUCAUGCCGGCCGCCUACCAAAAAGAGGUAUGUACCGGUUGUCACCUACCCAUCGAGGAUCGGUACUUGUUGAAGGUGAUGGACCAUUCGUGGCAUGAGCAAUGUCUGCAGUGCUCUGUCUGCCAAGUCCAUCUCUCCGGAUCCUGCUUCUCUAAGGACAAAAAACUUUACUGCAAAGACGAUUAUGACAAGUUGUUUGGUGCAAAGUGCAGUGGCUGUUUACAACCUAUACCUGCUAACGAGCUUGUGAUGCGAGCUGUGGGUAACGUGUUUCACCUGGGCUGUUUUAUCUGCGUCAUCUGUGGCCGCCAGCUCCAGAAAGGGGAGCAGUUCGUCUACAAGGACGCCCAACUCUUCUGUCGACUAGACUUUGAAAAAGAGUGCAGUUUGUUACCGCUUAGCCCCAAAAGCGAUGGAGGCGACAGUUAUGAUGAAGCGGAGAGUGACGGAGGUAAAGGACCAAAGCGACCCAGAACCAUACUGACCACGAGUCAACGGAGGAAAUUCAAAGCUUCGUUUGAAAUUAACCCCAAACCUUGUCGAAAGGUUCGUGAAAAAUUAGCGGCUGAGACAGGGUUGAGCGUGCGUGUUGUCCAGGUCUGGUUUCAGAACCAGCGGGCUAAGGUGAAAAAAAUUGCAAGACGUCAAAAUCAAGAUCAGGGCGUUGAAAAUAACAACAACAACAAUAAAAAUCGUAACCACAAAAAAAGGACGAGGUCAGAGGACGACCCUGAAACAGAUAAUGACAUGAACCUGACAAAUGGGGAAUCGAACAAUCCGCAUAUGUCUUUAACACCCAAUCCACAGUUUAGUGGCGGUCAGCUACGAGGAUAUGAUGCCACAGGUCAAGAUUUAUAUGGCAGCCAGCCUCACUCAUUACCAGACAGUCUGUACUCUGACACUUCCAUGGUCCUGGAGGAAAGCAUGGACGGCCUGGACCCCAUGCUACUCAACGACAACAACGCCACACAUUCCAACAACAACGGAGGCUCCGUGAUCAACCCUAUAGACAAACUCUACUCCAUGCAAAGCUCUUAUUUCAGCGUGGAAUGA
This is a messenger RNA of Liolophura sinensis, 1168 nucleotides long. RefSeq names its product LIM homeobox transcription factor 1-alpha-like. The record is from RefSeq and is a predicted model, not a curated record. The coding region runs from base 89 to 1168 and encodes 359 amino acids. NCBI's taxonomy places the organism in Eukaryota, Metazoa, Mollusca, Polyplacophora, Chitonida, Chitonidae. Gene Ontology annotation, cellular component: nucleus. Gene Ontology annotation, biological process: neuron differentiation; regulation of transcription by RNA polymerase II. The transcript is spliced from 9 exons. Gene Ontology annotation, molecular function: RNA polymerase II transcription regulatory region sequence-specific DNA binding; DNA-binding transcription factor activity, RNA polymerase II-specific.